Messenger RNA from Drosophila biarmipes, 738 nucleotides. RefSeq lists its product as uncharacterized. Bases 77 to 688 code for a protein of 203 amino acids. The record is from RefSeq and is a predicted model, not a curated record. Lineage: Eukaryota; Metazoa; Arthropoda; Insecta; Diptera; Drosophilidae. The transcript has a single exon.
UAAUACCACACAAAUUUGACAAGUACACUUUUCGGUAAAUUAUUUGAACUACCGAAAAAAUAGGUAUUUAAGUAAAAUGGAAAACCUGGCAGUGGGCCUGGCGGCCUUUUUCCAACUGAUGGGCUGCUAUUUUUUCUUCGAGCAGCCGGAAGAUCGCUGCUCGCAGGCUCCCGAUUUGGCCAGCUGGAUUUUCCUGGUGGCCACGAUGUGUUUCCUGUGGGAUACCUCCAUUUAUCCCCGUCGAUUUAUGCACAUGGACCGCUUUUGGCGUGUUCUCGUCGAGAUCGUGGCUGCCAUUUUCCUGGCCGAGGUGGGCACCAUCAUCAUUUGGUGCGGUCUGGAAAGGUUUCUGUACAGCCUGACGGAUCUGUUCCUGAAUUUGACGCACAAUGGCUGCCAACCCUCGCCCUUGGGCUAUUGGCUGUCGGGGCUAAUUACCAGCUUAGUGGCUUUGGCUGUGUUGUGGUACGUUCUCGAAGCCACCGAUGGCAUGUACUACCUAAUGAAGUUCGCCAGGGAGCUGAGCAGCACCACGAAGGACUUCUGGGGCAUGCUGCGCUGCUAUACUAAUAUGAAUACGCGGGAUAGACGUCGGGCCUUGAAGGUGUGCCAAUUGGCCAGACAAAUGCCCAACCGCCGGUCGGCGUCUCGCAAAUGCUGUCAGCAGGAUGGAGAAAGUUGCGACUGAUCCGCUUCUGUAUAUUUUCCAUUAAAUGUGUUUUUUAUCCCCUUUAAAAA